Messenger RNA from Gallus gallus (chicken), 5082 nucleotides. It is a transcript of the gene MAP6, whose product is annotated as microtubule associated protein 6. Gene Ontology annotation, biological process: dendrite morphogenesis; microtubule cytoskeleton organization; cytoskeleton-dependent intracellular transport. NCBI's taxonomy places the organism in Eukaryota, Metazoa, Chordata, Aves, Galliformes, Phasianidae. The transcript is spliced from 3 exons. Gene Ontology annotation, molecular function: microtubule binding; calmodulin binding. The coding region runs from base 132 to 1241 and encodes 369 amino acids. Gene Ontology annotation, cellular component: dendrite; cis-Golgi network; microtubule. The record is from RefSeq and is marked provisional.
GCCCCGUGCUGCGCUGCGCUGCGCUGCGCGGGGGUUGCGCGGGGCUGUGCGCUCCGCUCCCUGCGCCGCUCCGCUCUCUGCGUGCGGCCGCUGCGCGGAAAGUGCGCGGAGCAGCGCGGAGCAGGGCCGCCAUGGCGUGGCCCUGCAUCACCCGCGCCUGCUGCAUCGCCCGCUUUUGGAACCAGCUGGAUAAAGCCGACAUCGCCGUCCCUUUGGUUUUCACCAAAUAUUCCGAAGCCACCGAGCAGCCCCUCCCCGCGCAAAUCCCGCGCAGCGCGGCGGCGCCCAUCGAUACCCAACCCGGCGGCGAUGCCGCGGCUGCGGGCGGGGGGGACGCGGCUCCCGGCCCCGCACGGCCCGGAACGGCCCCGCACGGCUCUCCGCCCGCGGACUCGGUGAUGCGGCACGACUACAAACCCUGGAAGGUGCAGCGCCCCGAGCCCAGCUGCAAACCCAAAAGCGAGUACCAGCCGUCCGAUACGCCCUUCGAGAAGGAGACGCAGUACCAAAAGGAUUUCCGCGCUUGGCCCAUCCCUAAAAGAGGGGACCACCCGUGGAUCCCCAAAGCGGGUCCUUCCCCCGUGCUCGGCCCUGAGCGCGGAUCUCCCGAGAAAGCGGCUCAGGAGAAGAGGAGGAAGAAGGAGGAGGAGGCGGAGGCGGACGAGGAGCAUCCCAAGGCGGCCCGGCCCGGGGACGGCCGAGAGAAGGGGCGGCAGAGGGGCGAUGAGGCGGGCGGGCAGGAGGGCCGGGGCCGGGCGGCCGCCGAUGCUCUCAACCGGCAGAUCAAGGAGGAGGUGGUGGCGGCGGGGGUCAGCUCGUCCUACAGAAAUGAGUUCAGACCUUGGAUAGACGUCAAGCCCGUGAAGGCUAUAAAAGCGAAGGCCCAAUACAAGCCUCCAGAGGAGAAAAUGACCCAUGAAACCAGUUACAGCGCUCAGUUCAAGGGGGAAACCAGUAAGCCUGCUCCAGCUGAUAACAAAUUCCUGGAGCGCAGAAGGAUACGCACUCUCUACAGUGAACCUUACAAAGAACCUCCAAAGGUGGAAAAGCCUAGCGUAAAGCCUUCCAAACCAAAAAAGACCACAACAAGCCAUAAACCCCUGAAAAAGGCCAAAGACAAGCAGAUUGCAUCUGGACGGGCUGCCAAGAAAAAGAGCGCCGAGACCUCCAACACAGCAAAGCCAGAGGACAAGGAGAAAAGUAAAGAGAUGAACAAUAAACUGGCUGAGGCAAAAGAGUAAAUGUCACUGCACUUUUCUUUCUUUCUCUUUUUUCUUUUCCUUCUUCCUUUCCUUUUCUUUUUUUUUCUUUUUCCUUUGAUUAAAUAAAGGCCACAAAAUUAAUUAGAGGCUUCUAAUCUGCUUUUUGUUCUGAUUGUAUUAGAAGCUUUUCUGUUUUAUUUCCAAGGAGGAUUAGCGAAUCCUUGUUUCUGAGGUCAGGUUGUUCUGCUUUGCCUGCACAACACGGCUCUGCACAGAGUGAGGAUGAGCGCAGGAGGGAUGUGGGAAUGCAUGAGGUUUGUAGGAGAUGGAGGUUAUGGGUCAGCCGCCAUUGUGUCCAACAGCCUGUCCCUGUCCUUGGUCCUUAAGUGCCCAUGUGCUGCCAAGGGGCUGUGCUCUCAUCCCACAAGGCCCUUUUUGGGGUUAGGCUUGGUCAUCUCCCACCGGUGUCAGCAGGUCUUUGAACAUGGAGAGGACCAGAGUUCAUAUGCAGUGCUGUGGAUUUGCCGUCAGUCCAUUAGAAUUGGUGGUGCGGCCAAGAGCCAUUUCUCCUGGUGACACCAGUUGGAGUUUUGCUCCAGCAACGGGAAAGAAGAUCCCAUUGCAAAUAAAGAGCCAAAUCAUCCCCUGCCGUAGCUGUGAUAGAUGUUGUUGCAUCAGGGCAGCUUCGCUCAUCAGAACCACUUGAAGGCCUUGAUACAAGAUAGGAGUGAGGGAAGGUGUGGAGGUCAGUUGGAGACUUCCCAAGUGUGUGCUUGGUCAGACCAGGUUAUCUGCAGGCAGUUCUUCCCAAUUGUUUCCCUUGGGAUGUGCAUCUUUUUGAUCGUCUCUGGUUUGUUUUGAAUCUUGGUCUGUUUUCUUUACUUCUGGAGUGCCAGUAGACAGAGCUAGAUUCCAGAACAAGGUUUCGUUUGCAGAUGUGGCUUUCCAAGGGGUAGAAAGGAAUGACUCUCCGAAGUUGGGUGGAGCCAACAGACUCUGUUAUUUUGACUCUGGCUGUUGGAGCUCGUGUUGGCUUGUAAGCAACCUACCAGGACCAUAAACCAGUUGCUGGGAUCCUACCAGGACCAUAAACCAGUUGCUGGGAUCCUCUGAGUCCCUUCAAGCAGGAUCUCAGGUUUUCAGUGCUAUUUACUGUUCCCAGCAAGACUAGUCUGGAAGCUGCAAGCAGAGUGGGACCAUUAGUGAGUAUGAAGUAGGCCAGCACUCACAUGUUGAGGAGAUCGAGCAGAUUUCCACAUACUGGUGGGCCAGAUUGGCAUAGCACAGUCCAGAAUUUGGGUCAUAGAGCCAGUGGGAGCUGGAUGAGGCGUGGUCCCAAUCCAAAUUUGCAUGUGUAACUCUCGGAUUUGGUCCUAAAUAUAUCGAGAUUAACUCUGAUCUGAUCAAACUGAGCUGUGAAACUCUCCCGUGGCAACUGCACAGGGAGGGUGUGAAUCAAGAUGCACGGUCAUUCUUUGUUUUUGCAGUUCUACGUUUCCACCCUAACACGCAGAAACUUUCAGAGAACAGGCAAUUGGGAAGAACAAAUAGAGAGAGAUGGGAAGUGGGGCAGGGCGGCGAUAGGAGUUUCAGUAUUGUGUUGCUGUAGAGAUGUUGGAGUGAGGGAAGUCUUGCUGCUAGGAUGUUUUAGAGAUGUGAAACUAUCUAAUAGGAAAAGAAGUGGGCUGAGGGGGUGAAGAGUCUCAGUUUUGGAAUCUCACCCCAUUAGAAUUGGAUCUUUUGGAAACACAUAUGAGUGGUGGGCUACGAGGCUGAGAGAAAGUUUCCAAAGAGGAGGUAAGCUCUGUGGUAUACAGAUAGUGACAUUUGCUGGCCUUAGUAAUGAAUAAAUGCCAAGUUCAGUGUAUUGUGUGAUGUGUCCUGUUUGCCUUGCGCUCAACGCCUGAAGCUUUGAGUAUAAGUAAGUGUAGUGUUCUGAAUUCAGUGGUGUAUUUCCAAGCUUAGCUGUGUUAGAACUGUGUGCUAUGAGCUAGUCAGGUUGUGUAUGUGGAAAAUAUAUAUUCAUAUAUAGAAAUAUAUAUAUUUAAGCCUCCGAUAUUUAGGAGGAAACCAGGGAAAUCCUCCAGGAAGUAAAACUGUGGAAAUCUUUGCGAAUGUAAUGCAUUUUUGAUGUGCAUGCUCCAUGGAGACGCUGACCUGUCCGUAGUGGCCAUUGCUUUUCUGAGUGCUCAGAAUCCCCCACAGCACUGCUGGAGUGCAAAGCUCAGCUCUGCCUGCAGAGCAGCUCAGCAAAAGGCUUGCAUUGAGCUUGCAAAGCGGAGUGCUGUCCCCAGCUCUUCCCACUCCGACACAUGAGGGACAGCUGGCCAGAGGAGCCUGAGCUUCCAGGACUCUGUGUGAUUUCCUGGCAUUUAGAUGCUCCAGCUAUCUUCACACUCUACAAUAAAGUCCAUUCUUGUCUCAGGAUAUAACAACAGCUAUGAAGAUGACGUGUCACAGCAGGCAGAAAAUGUCAGGAAGGCAUGUAGACAGUUAUCAACAGCCCACCAUGUCAUAAGAAAAGACCAUGCAAAACCAUUCUUAGAAUUAUUUUUUUGGCCCUAAGUGUCAAAUUUGAAGAGAUAGUGCAGUUACCACCACUUCUAUUUUGAAUUCAGUGGUAAUUUAUCCCUUGAUUCAACGGGAGCUAAAUUUUGCCCAGAGGGCUGUCAGUAAGAGCCAUGCUCAGACCACCUACUCCAAACAUAUCCACAGUCUGGAUCAACUACUUGAUAUCCAGGUCUUCAGGAUUGCUUCUUCACAAUGAACAGCAUCCAUCGUGGUGUUUGCAUUAAAUAUGCACAGUGAGUGGUCAGAAUAUGGCCUCCCAUUUCCUUAAUACAUGAUGGUUUGGGUGGCAUCCAACUACAAAGCUAGAUGUGAAGCCAGCCAAAGCUCCUUCAGUGGAGACACCUUCCAAGAGCCAUUGAUCUGCGUGCUUUGGACACCUCUUUGGGUGGGAUGAACGACCCUUGGAAGGUUUCCAUUUUUGCAGAAUUAAACUGAGAAACUCUCAGGGCCUCCAUCUCCGAUAGCCACAAAGUAGAGCUCUAAAUUCUGGCCAUUGCUCCAUCUGCAUCAGGUCUUCAGCAUACACCUGAGCACACAGUUUAGCUGUACGUUUGAUGCCAGGAACGGCAGCAGUCAGGCCUCAGGCUGAAAUCCCACAUUGCUCAACCUUCCACUGCCUUUACACCCAUCCGACCCACUCAGGUUUAUCAGAAGAGAGACCAAAUCUCUGCCGUUUCAAGUUCACUUUGGGCUCUGAGCUUGUCAAUCCCACUGGGAAGGAGUUCUCUGCUGUUCUGUGUUUCCAGCUACCACGAUGCUGAUUCUGUUUCACCGCUGACUUGUAAUAUGUUUUGCUUUCCUUGUAAAAAGAAAAAAAAAACAACAAUGUCGUGCUUUCUACCCUGUGAAAGUUCCUACGCUGUCGGUUGCUUGCUUGCUCAUUUUCACUGUAUUGUACUGUUACUCCUUUCUGCAAAAUGGUGCUAAUUGCUUACUGAGCUCCUGUUUUCUGACUGCUUUGCACACCGAUCACCUGCUUCUUCAUUUGCAACGCGUCUGCUGUGAAAACAUGGCUCCCAUGAAUUCCACAAACUCUUGCCUCUUGGAGGCAGAUAGGAAGUGUCUAAUUAAUAUUUUGUGGCCUGGGUUUGGUUGCAUAUCACAGAUUGUCUCUUGUAACGUGUGAAGCACACCUCCUCGUGGUGCUUUUUCAUUCUUGCUGUUCGUAUGAGAAUGACACACACACACACACACACACACACACACACACAAAUUAAUGUAUAGCCAAUUGAUUGUGACGUGCUUGUGAUCUUUGCUUGCUCAAAGGGUUUUUUUUCCAAUGAUAAAUAAAUGCUAAAGACGAAUACCA